GAAUAUCUCCGAUCCCGUAGUACAAAUAAUUCCAACGGAAGAAUAUUAUGAAAAGAUAUUUGACGCACAUAUUGCCACUGGGCAUGGACGUCGAGACAAAAUUGUUCACGCCUUGAAAGAUAAAUAUAUGGUGCCAAUAUUUGCGGUCUCAAUAUUUUUAAAUUUGUGUAAAACAUGCCUUUCAAGAAAAAGUUUUCCAAAAAAAGGAAUAGUCGUAAAACCGUUGGUUUCUGACGACUUCAAUCGACGGGGACAAAUAGAUCUUGUGGACUUCCAAACAUCUCCAGAUCAAGAGUUUAAAUGGUUGUUGCAGUACCAGGAUCAUUUAACAAAAUUCAGUUUUUUGCGACCGUUAAAAAGCAAACAAGCAAAAGAAGUGGCUAUCGAGAUGCUUAAAAUUUUUUUAGAAGUUGGCUGUCCUCAUAUCCUACAAAGUGAUAAUGGACGUGAGUUCACAGCAUCUGUGCUGAAAGAAAUAGUCAGUUUGUGGCCUGCUUGUAAAAUAGUUAAUGGAAGACCAAGAUAUCCGCAAAGCCAAGGAAGUAUAGAACGUUCAAAUCAAGACGUAAAAAAUAUGAUUAGAGCAUGGAUGACAGAUAACAAAUCUACUAAUUGGUCCAUUGGGUGCUAUUUCGUUCAGUUCCAGAAAAAUUCAUCCUACCAUUCAACAAUUGCCCGAACUCCGUAUAAAGCCUUGUUUGGCGAGGAUCCAAAACUCGGACUCUCAUCCACCUACUUAUCUAAAAACAUAAUAUCCAAAUUAGAAAAUGAAGAAGAUCUAGAAAAAUUGCUUGAAGAGAUUAAUAACAGCAAAGAACAAAAUUCAGAUCAAGAGGAUAAAGUGGAAAACGUAAAUACAAUAAAUAUUACAAAUGUUGACACUCUGAAUAUUGAACAAGAAGAAAUAAAAACAAGUCAUGAAAUAAUAAUAAAAGAACAAAUUAACAUUGCAAACGAUCCCGAACUACUUCCCGCUUUACAUGCAAAUUCACCUGUGGUUACGGAUGCUAUUAUUGAUGUACCAGAUAAUAAGCAGGACAAUAAUAUAAUAUCUUUACACAGCACAAAUAGCAACGAUUCGGAAAAACAAGGAAAACCAAAUGAAAAUAAUAAUAUGUACAAAGAAAUCAUCACCAUAGAAAAAACCACCGCACCAAGCAUACUGCCUUUUGUAGGUGAUAUUGGUGUAAUUGAAGAACCAAAUUAUGUUAUGUGUCACGUAUGCAACGAAGAAUCAUCUGGAGCUCAUAUAUGUACAGAUUGCAAAAAAAAUGUUCACGCCAUAUGUGGAGUUGUGCCUGAGGAAAUGGAGGGCUAUGGGUCGCAAUUGCUUUGCAAUUUAUGUGUGAAUGAACGUAAAAUCGUUCAAGAAAGAACAGAAUCACACAUAAAUUUAAAAAGAGCGGCAGAUAAAAUGUUAUCUACGUCAUCUAAGAAAUUUAAAGAUAUCAGUGCUGGUUCAACUGUAUUAGUUGAAGUCCCAAAAGUUGACAGGGGACCUUUGGACAAUAAAAACCUGGUUGGAAAGGUUUUAAUGAAAAAGAACGAAUUAUAUCAAGUUGGUACUGCGUUUGGCAUAAUCAAAGAUUGGAUACCUCGAAAUGCUAUUCUUUCCUCUCCAAAUGCAGAGCCACGCAGUGACAUUCCAGAGGUGAUAUUGCCGUUAAGAACAAUAGCAUCGAUGUCUUCACCAUUUGGCGGGCAAGGCAUGAAGCAAUGCAAUUGUAAAAAAAUAAAAAAUGGACAAUGCCUUUCUAAUAGGUGCAAUUGCAAAAAAGCCAAUGUUCUUUGCAACUCUCGGUGCCACAGCUCUUUGACGUGCAACAAUAAGUGAUUUUUUUUAAACUUAUUAAUACAUUUAAAAUGUUUUUUCUAAGACUCAAUUUUGUAACUUUAUUUUUAUUAUUGAGUGUGAUCGUUUUCUUAUAACUUUUGAAUUUUAAUUUGUGUUAGAGGACAAAAUGAUUGAUUUUUUA
Ostrinia nubilalis (European corn borer) is the source of this 1976-nucleotide messenger RNA. RefSeq lists its product as uncharacterized. The transcript is spliced from 2 exons. Gene Ontology annotation, molecular function: nucleic acid binding. Lineage: Eukaryota; Metazoa; Arthropoda; Insecta; Lepidoptera; Crambidae. The record is from RefSeq and is a predicted model, not a curated record. Gene Ontology annotation, biological process: DNA integration. The coding region runs from base 128 to 1834 and encodes 568 amino acids.